This is a messenger RNA of Symbiodinium natans, 1314 nucleotides long. Lineage: Eukaryota; Dinophyceae; Suessiales; Symbiodiniaceae. The record is from the annotation of a GenBank genome assembly.
AUGGGUUGUGGCGCAUCGAAUCCGGAGCAGGUGGCCAAGGCGACCGGAGGCGCCGUGCAGAAAAGUCCCGAAGCUUCUGAAGCUUCUGCGUCGGCUAGCGAGGAGGCCCGCCGAAGGCUCCUGGAGGAGAUCCGCAAAGGCCGCGCCUAUGCCUAUGGCGCCCUGCUGCACGCCCCGCCGGAGCUGCGAGGGGACCAGGAGGUGGUCGCGGCGGCGGUAAAGGAGAGCGGCUUCGCCCUCGAGUUCGCGUCCGAGGCGCUGAGGGGAAACAGGGAGGUGGUCCUGGCGGCGGUGGAGCAGGACGGCAGGGCCCUCCGGUACGCGUCCGUUGCGCUGAGAGGGGACAGGGACUUCUUGCUGGUGGCAGUGGAGCAGAACGCCGACGCCCUCGAGUUCGCGUCCAAGGCGCUGAGAGGGGACAGGGAGGUGGUGCUGGCGGCCGUGAAGGUGGACGGCACGGCCUUCAGAUUCGCGUCGGAAGAGCUGCGGACGGACCAAACCUUCCUGCUGGAGGCGGUGGAGGCCACAAGGGCCUGGUGGCUGGUGGAGCUCGCGGCCGAGGCUCUCCGAGCGGACGAGAGCUUCGUGGAGGAAUGCAAAGCCGCCGCCGGCACGGGGUUGGUGUUCACCUUCUACGACAGCUACACCUGCUCCGAGUACAUGCGAACGCUCUUCCCGACGGCCGGCGCCUCCGUGCCGGGGGGCGCGGCCUACGACCGCGUCAUGGAGGAGCUGCAGCGUGGCGCCAGCUACGGCAGGUGUUGCGGCACGGCGACGGUAUGGUUCGACGAGGAACCCGUGUUUGGACACGACGCCGACGAUGGCAGGUGGAGCCACCCCUGCGCCGACUGCGGCCGGGACAUGGUGCCCGUGCCGCCCAGGGAGGGCCGCGACGCCAAGUGGCGGUCGACGGUGGACUCCCGGAGCGCCUCCCUCGAGCCAGAAGAGGGCAAACCGUACCCAUGCUGGUGUUGCCACUGGCUGAGGGAGGUGCGCAAGCACCAUGAAGCUGGUGAGGUCAUCUGCGUGGCCGUGUCGAACAUUUUCGACAGCGAUUGGGUGGACAAGUUCGGCGCGGGCUCCUCUGAGCUUGCGGACGCAGAUGCCGAAAGAUGUGGUCUUCCGAAGGAGGUCUUCAAGCACGGGAAGCCGGCCAGCUGGGGUGAAGGCACGAUCUGCAUUGCCGGCGAAACCUACCAGCGCCGUGCGCCCGUGCACCCCCGGACGGGCAAGCCCCUGGGGGUGGGCUGCCGCUGGGAGCGGCAGGCCUUGGAUGGCAUGGACUUCCCCGUCUACGCCUUCUUCAUGCCCUGA